Nematolebias whitei (Rio pearlfish) is the source of this 7008-nucleotide messenger RNA. RefSeq names its product ras responsive element binding protein 1a (gene rreb1a). Gene Ontology annotation, cellular component: nucleus. Gene Ontology annotation, molecular function: DNA-binding transcription activator activity, RNA polymerase II-specific; RNA polymerase II cis-regulatory region sequence-specific DNA binding. Gene Ontology annotation, biological process: regulation of transcription by RNA polymerase II. The record is from RefSeq and is a predicted model, not a curated record. NCBI's taxonomy places the organism in Eukaryota, Metazoa, Chordata, Actinopteri, Cyprinodontiformes, Rivulidae.
UCGGAAACGCCAUUUUGAUUCCUCUCCUCUUCGGAGCGAGUUCGCAGCCUCCUUCCUCCCUUCCUCCUCCCUCCUUCUUCCUCUUCUCCUUUUUUGUUUUCACUUCAUCCCCUCAUCCUCCUCCUCCUCCUCCUCGCCACCAUGUCUCGGCGCCAGCAGCCCGAACCCAACAAAGUCCUCGCUGUCAUGGAGAGCGAGUGGCAAGAUGAGGGCGGAGCCAAAAUUGAGGUGAACACGGAGGAGGUGGAGCUAAAAGAGGAGACAUCGCACAAUAAUCUGAAAGCGAUCAACGGCGUGACAGAGGGAGCCGAGGAGGUGACGAGUCGAGGAGAAACGCUGCCGAACGGAGACCGAGGGGGAGGAGACCUGUCCUCCAUCAACGCCAUGAUGUCAACGGUGAUGUCGGCCGCCGGGACCCUAAACGGAGGUGGAGGAGGAGAUGAAGGAGGGAGUGGAGGAACUUCAGCCAACUCCUCAGCUGGCCCCUCCCCCAGCCCUUCACCCAACAAAUCUCUGACCUCCGCCAUGAGAGCCCCGCCCGGUCGCAACGCCCGACGCAGCCAGGAAACCAAAGACGACAGCUCGGCCUUCAUCUGUCCUCUGUGCGAUAAGAACUGUCAGACCCAGCACCAGCUCACCAUGCACAUCCGGCAGCACAACACCGACGCCGGCGCCACGGACCACUCGUGCAGCAUCUGCGGGAAGUGCCUGAGCUCGGCGUCGUCGCUCGACAGACACAUGCUGGUCCACAGCGGGGAGCGGCCGUACAGGUGCAGCAUCUGUGGACAGACCUUCACCACCAAUGGCAACAUGCACAGACACAUGAAGAUUCAUGACAAAGACCCAGCAAGCGGUCUGGUCCCCAUCAGCAGCCCCCCCUCCCCCACCAAGCGCCGCCGCCCGUCUGUCAAACGGCGUCAGGGUCUGGAGGAGGAGAACAUGGACGAGCCUCCCACUAAAAAGGUGACGGAGGACGCAGUGGCCGAGGACACAGCGGGGGUUCAGGGCGCCGAGGAGGAGCUACUGCCAUGUCCCAUCUGUUUCAAGAUCUGCAGCUCCAGACUGGACCUGGACGCCCACAUGGACACCCACCCAGACACCAUGCUCAGGUGUGACCUCUGCUGCCUUUCUUUCCGAACUCAUCGCGGUUUGUUGCGUCACAACGCGGGGGUCCAUAAGCUCCUCCCCCAGGACCCGAACGGACGCCCCUUCAUUCAGAACAACCCCUCCAUUCCCACCGGCUUCAAUGACCUCGCCUUCAUCGACUUCUCCUGCGAGAAGUUCGCUCACAUCGCUCAGGUCUGGUGCGAGACCAACCUGCGGCGCUGCAUUAGUAAGUUCCACCGCUUCGUCUGCGACUCCUGCGACAAGGCCUUUCCCCUUCGGUCUGCGCUGGACCGCCAUAAAACCACCUCCCACCCCGAAGGGCCCGCCGCCGAGGAGAACAAACCGAAAGAGAACGGAAACGAAGAACGUCACGACAACGAGACCAAAAACAAGCCGUCAGAGCAGGAGGACUUCAUGGAGGUUCUGGGUCUUCAGCACACUUCUAAGGUGAAGUCCGGCCCCACAGACGAUGAGAUCCACCAGGCCCACCUGGACAGCAUCAAGGUGAUUCAUGUGGAGCCCCCGAACUCCAGCCUCCCCCUAGAGCCUGCGUCCGCUUACCUGUCCGAAGGUCUGGUUCCGGUGUUGGGUUUAGGCGGGCUGGCUGCUCUGAGCAUCCCGCUGUUGGAUGGCGCUGCUCUGCAGGGCCUGUCCCAGCGGGACGCCCUCAGCCUGCUGUCCCUGCAGCCGUUCCAGUCCGGCUUCCUGCUGCAACCCGAAGGGGGCGCGGCCACGGCUGCCGCCACUUUGCCGGCUGUCAAACCUGGGGAAGCGGGCGGCGCUGGUGUCAUGGAACUGGCCGACAUCCAGCAGAUCCGCAAAGUGACGACUGCGGCCCCCAAUCAUAUCCUGCCUCUGGCCAAGGCUCCAGGGUUCACCGGAGGUCAUGGUCUGGUCCAAGGUCAGAAGGCUAUGCCGCCAUUAAAACCCAAACCUCCCAUCAGCCCUCGCUCCAGCCUCUCGACGACCACGCCCCCUCCUCUGCAGAGCUCCCAGCAGGCCUCGCUGGGCUGCAUCAGUCCCAGCCUGCCUCCACCCACCCCCACCCUCUUCAAAAACCCCACUUCCUCUUCAGGGGGCGGGGCUCAGAUGGACGCAGAGUGUGCAAGUGACACCCACACGCCACAAUCUGAUUCGCCACCUACUGCCAUUACAGCUGUUCAAGAGGAGGCGGGGCUUAGCAGCAGGAAGGCGGGAACCAAAGCUGGGCCGAAUAAUGGCUGUAGUGCAGUAAAAGGCUCCUUCCCGUGCCGCUUCUGCGACCAGGUGUUCGCCUUCUCCGGCGUCCUGCAGGCCCACAUGCGCUUCCACCUUGGCAUCCUGCCCCACCAGUGCAACAUCUGCGACUACGUGGCACCGGACAAGGCCACGCUGAUCCGCCACCUGCGCACGCACAGUGGCGAACGGCCGUAUGUCUGCAGAGUCUGCCACUACCCCUUCACCGUGAAGGCCAAUUGUGAGCGCCACCUCCGUAAGAAGCACGCCAAGACCUCCAGGAAGGAUAUUGAGAAGAACAUUAAGUAUGUCACCUCCACCACCACUGCUAAUCUCUCCGCGCCCAUCACUGCCACCCAGGACACGGAGACGAGCUGCUCUGGCGCCGACACCACCUGCCGGUUCUGUGGUGAGGGCCUGAAGUCGUACCGUGCGCUGCAGAUCCACCUGCGCACGCACAAUGGCUGCCAGAGAAAACCAUUUGAGUGCCGACGCUGCGGUGCUGCCUUCCUGGCCAAACGGAACUGCAUCCAUCACCUGCUGAAGCAGCACCCCGAGGUCCAGGAGCGGGAGAUCGAGGACCACAUCACCACGCUGCUGCCCGCUGCCGCUGUGGCCACGGCCCGCCCCUCCGCGGUGGCUCCAAUGGCUCUCGAUGGGAUCAGCCCUCCGGUCCAGGUUCUCCAGGCCUUAAAGGUGGAGGACCUGGUUUAUCCUGAGGAUCUGGACCAGCCGCUUGAUUUUUCCGCUAAAGGUCGAGGAGGGAGCAUCGUCCAGAUGGCGCCUCCCGUCAUCAAAAUGGAAAGCUCCUCCCCCGGCUUUGACUGCUCCGCCAUGGACCAGCCCAUCGACCUGUCCAUCCCCAGCAAGCGGCUGCGCAGAGAGGCGCCGAGCAGCGGCGAGAAGGAUGGUGUCAUCACCGAGCACACUCAGUCCAAGGACAAUGAAAAGACAGCCAAUGUCCUCCCCCCUCUGCAGCCCCACCCACAGCUUGGCUGCCACCAGCUUCCUCCUGGAUCCUCUCCUCCCCCCACUCCAAUCCGAACCCCCCGCCUCAAACCGCUGCUGCCCAAACCUGCAGCUUCCACCUCCCUGCCGCUGAAGGAGCUGGCUCCUCUGGCCUCCAUCGCUCAGAUCAUCAGUUCCGUCUCCACUGGUCAGGGUCUGCUGGAGGAGAAACCGCAGCCGGUUGCCUCUCAGCUGGACUCCGACCCCCCUGCAGUCCUGGAGGCCGCGAGUGACGACGUGUCUGACGGAUCCUCCAGGCGGAGGUCCAGGAAGAAACCCGCAGCUCUUGCAGUGAAAGAGAAGGUCGUCAGCGCCGGCAUCGACCUGGAGUCCAGCGGCGAGUUCGCCAGUGUGGAGAAGAUGCUCGCCACCACUGACACCAACAAGUUCAGCACCUACCUGCAGACUGGAGCAGCUGACCUGGCAGCAAAGAGAGAUGUGGAAGGAACAGCUGGAGAAGGAGAGGAGGAAAAGGAGGGACGAGUGAAGGAGGAGGCAAAACCGGCUGUUUCAGUGUCGGCCAUGACGGUUUCUCAGCCCAAAGGAAAGAAGAACGCCUACUCCAACUCUGUGCAGAAGAUGACGUGUCCCUUCUGUCCUCGCGUCUUCCCCUGGAUGAGUUCUCUGCAGAGACACAUGCUGACUCACACCGGUCAGAAGCCGUUCCCGUGUCCACGGUGCGACGCCUUCUUCUCCACCAAGUCCAACUGUGAGCGCCACCUGCUGCGCAAACAUGGCGUCACCCACAGGACGCUGCGACGCAACGGCGCCAUCGCCAAAAAGGAGGGAGACGAGGGCUCUCCCGAGAGCGCCGAGAGCCAAUCGGAGACGGAGCAGGUUGCUCAAGAUAAUCCAGACCUCGGCAGCGCUGUGUCCACAGAUUUAAGCCCCGCCCCCAGUGUUAAUAACCCCGCCCUUCAAGAAAGCACACAGCCAAGCCCCGCCCACAAACCAAGCCAAGCAGGGUCCAGUCCAGCUGCUACAGCUCAGCGGGAAGCAGAAACCUCAGAGGAGCCGGACCAGCAGGAGGUGCCAGAGACCAAAGGAUCGCCUGAAAAACCUCCUCAGGAGGGCAGCAAGGUGGAGAACACGGACGAUGACGACUGUCACAGCAACAAGAGUCUGGACCUGAACUUUGGCAGGAAGCUCAUCGACUUUAAGCUCUCCACUUCCUCCUCAAGCUCUGCCCCUCAAGAAGAACAAACGCCCUCCUCUACCUCGGCUCCUCAGGAGCCGCUGGAGAGCUCCGAGGAGAAACCCUCAUCCUCCUGCAGCCCCACGGUGUACAAACAUGUCUGUCAGGUCUGCAGGAAGACCUUCCGCUAUGCCACCACGCUGGCCCGCCAUGAGAGGGCGCACCUGUCUGAGGAGGCUCCGCCCCUUACAGAGGAGUCUUCACCAGCAAAGGAGGAGGAGGCGGGGAAGGAGAGCAGAGCUGCAGAUGAAGAGAAGGAGGAGUUUGAGACGAUGGAGGUGGAGGAGGCCAAAGGAGCAGAGAGUGAAGGAGGAGAGCGAGGGGAGUCUGAGGAGGAGAAGGAAGAGAGGAGCGACGAGGAGGCGUCAGAACCAAAGACUGUAGAGGGAGGAGGAGGAGGGAGAGUUGACAAGAGGAAGAAGAUCUGCAACGAGUGCGGGAAAAGAUUCUGGUCCCUGCAGGACCUGACCCGGCACCUGCGGUCCCACACAGGCGAGCGCCCCUACCAGUGUCAGACCUGCGAGAGAACCUUCACCCUGAAGCACAGUCUGGUCCGGCAUCAGAGGAUCCACCUGAGGCCUCGCGGGGCUGACGGGUCCUCCGGCGCCAACGAUGACGUCAGCGAGGACGGAGACUCCCCCGCCCCCACCCCGACCUCCACCUGCCCGCCCUCUGAGAAUGAAAGCGAGUGUGGGAGCGCAGGCGCUAAGGAUCUGGAGGAGGAGGAGGUCAAGGAGGAGGCUGAAGGUCAGCGGGACGGCUCGUCCACGGUGGGGAAGGCUGCCCAAGGACCGGACCCGGGUCCACAGACCGCUUCAAAAGAGAUGGGCGGGGCUUCAGCAGCGCCACAACCCUCCACUGACUCCCCUCAGAGAGCUACUGAAUCAAAAAUGGCAGCGGACUCUUCUAAAGACCCCGCCUCCAGCUCCCCUCCAGGAGACGCCGCCUCCCUCCCCCCGGCAGAGGGCUUCAUCCAGGGGCUGCUGGAGAUCCACACCAAGCCCCCCCUGGAGCACCUCCUUCCCAACGGAGAGCCUCCUCUGGUGGGGGUGGACUGAAGGAGCGACCACCACAGUGCCAUACGACCCGCUGGUGGGGAUGGACCCGGCGGCGGAGCGGAAACCUCGUGUUCUUGAAGUGCCUUAACUACUAGUCCGACUGCGACGAGACUUUUUUUUUUUUUGCAAUAUCUUUAUCUGAUUAUUACGAGGAUGGAUCUAAUUUUAUAGCUUUUUAAGACGAUUACUAUUUUUGUGCGGGGAAUCUAUAUUUCAGCAAUAAAUGAUUAAAUGAUUUAUUAUUGUUCUAGAUGUUGUUUUGAGAAUUGAUGAUCAACUCGAGGAAGACGCCGAGAGACAGAAAUAAAAACUGGAUCGGCACCGGCAGAUCCUUCUUCCGUAUUUAAGCCUGAGCUGAGGCCGAAAACGAGACGGGACGAGGCAAAACUUUUUAUUUUUGUUGGAUAUUCAAUAUUCAACAGUUUCGGUUGAAGACUUCUUUUUUUUUUUUGUACUUUGGAGCGAGCUCGGCCGUUCGGCGGGUCGAGCCCGGUUUCACCAGCAAACAGAAGACGCUCUUUCUCAUCGGAAGUAACUGGAAAAACGUCGGCCGCUUUUCGGCUGGCCUUCGUAACGUAGCCGUCUUUGGACCGGCUCGCACAGAGACACGAACUUGUCUGAAGCCUCGGUUCUGUGCGGACGAACUCCUGAAAGGGCGACAAUAGAAACAGUGUUUUGAACUCCCUUCAGCUGAUUCCAUGUGUGCAGGCGGUGGUGGUCGAGUGUUUCUCUGCGUGUGGUGAAGAUCCACCAUAUUUAGGUGUGGGACGGGGAACUCUUGUUUUUGUGGAUUUUUUUUUAAAUAACUGAACAAAUCAAAGUUUUUUGUUGUGUGUGUGCCUGUGUGUGUGCGUGACCCUUACCUUCUCGUCAUUGUCGCCCUCUAGUGUUCGUUAACGACAGCCACCAGCAUGCUAACACCUACUGCCGCUAAUCUCUAUCCCAGGUGCAGUUUUACCUCAAUGUCUGCUUUUUAACUUAAAGAGCAUUAAACGUGGUGAAAGCAGCUCUGCGUGCGUGCAGCCCUUUAAAUCCUACGUCUUCCUCACGGCUAACGAGCUCUGUUAGCCUGGUUUCCACUGGAGGCCAAAUCAGAGCUAGCCAAUGCUAACUUUUUAACGUAGCUUCAAAACACAGUGGUCGGGGCUGUGAUUCAGUUUGGACACCAGCAGCUGUGAAGGAUAACUCGGUUGUGCAAAAUAUCAAGAGCCAAGUUAGCACACAUUAGCUUAGCAUAGCUUGGUAAGGGGCUAACACCAGCUAGUUAUAAUUAGCUGGUUGAUAAAGUUUUUAACGACUAAACCGUUGGUUAUUCUGGUUUGUUGGCUCAUGCUUAGCUUCGAACAUGUUCAGCUAAUUCCAUCCCUGCUCAGUAUUAUCCGCGCACUUUGAGUUAUCCUUGAACGGCUCUGGUUCAGUUUUAGC